AUGGGGUUCUGGAUGAUGCCGGAUCAGACGGCCGAGACUGUGGCCAAGACCCUCGUGCAGCAGGUGGUCACGCGCUUAGGAACACCCCUCAAGAUCCACACGGAUCAAGGAAGGGAGUUCGAGGCGGGCCUUUUCCGCAGGGUCUGCCAGCUGUUGGGCAUCCACAAGACCAGGACGACUCCGUUCCACCCCAAGUCUGACGGCAUGGUCGAACGGUUCAAUCACGCCUUGAAGACUACGCUGAGCAUGUCUGUGGAUGAGAAUCAGGACGACUGGGACGAACUUCUUCCCUACGUCCUGAUGGCCUACUGCUCCUCUGAACACGAUAGCACAAGGCUCACCCUGAACAUGCUCGGUUUGCCCGGCGACAACCUGAGGCGGACUCAGAGCUACCAGAAGCAGCAGUACGACCGUCGCGCCCAGGAGGGCGUGUUUGAGCCCGGCCAGGCUGUUUCCCCAAAGAAGAAGGUCAGCCGCUCCCCCAAGCUGCAGUGGUGGUGGGACGGACCCUUCGCGGUGCUACAACGCCUCAACAACGUGACCUGCAAAGUGCAGCGUACCGCCCGAGCGAAGGCUCAGAUCGUGCAUCGCAAUUGGCUCAAGCGCUACCUGGGCGACGUGCAGCUUGGAUGGUGGGAGCGUGCAGCCUGCGGAGCCUUGGCUGAGGAGGCGUCAGCGCAGGCAGGGGGGCCAAGAGCCAGCUGA
Acanthaster planci (crown-of-thorns starfish) is the source of this 705-nucleotide messenger RNA. RefSeq lists its product as uncharacterized. Lineage: Eukaryota; Metazoa; Echinodermata; Asteroidea; Valvatida; Acanthasteridae. Gene Ontology annotation, molecular function: nucleic acid binding. The record is from RefSeq and is a predicted model, not a curated record. Gene Ontology annotation, biological process: DNA integration.